AUGAGAUCAAUCCAGAUCCUUGGCUUCAAGUGUUUUUCAGACUAUAUCGCUCAGCUUAGCUCAAUAUCUCCUCCCAUCGUGAACUUUCUCGUGCCCUCGUCACCAACCCUGUGGGACCGAAUCACUGCACCACCCGACAUUUACACCCUCUGUCUUACCCACUCUAUUCAUCAGACUACCACGGUCACAAAACACGACUCCCUUCUAGACUCCCGCAGCUGCCUCACCGCCUCCUCGGCGGUGAUCGGUCCAAACGGCCAUCCAUAG
Molecule: messenger RNA, 267 nt
Organism: Letharia columbiana
Lineage: Eukaryota; Fungi; Ascomycota; Lecanoromycetes; Lecanorales; Parmeliaceae
Exons: 1
Coding region: 1-267 (88 amino acids)
Source: RefSeq, a predicted model, not a curated record